This is a messenger RNA of Dimorphilus gyrociliatus, 3574 nucleotides long. The record is from the annotation of a GenBank genome assembly. Lineage: Eukaryota; Metazoa; Annelida; Polychaeta; Dinophilidae.
GCAUUUUAGGGUAGAUACUUUUGGGUGCGGGAUAACAUACCAGUCGAUUCUUGUUCCAGUAUACCUUGACUAUUUUCUCUAGCGAAUACUGAAUAACUACGUGAAACAUUACUAUUUCGUUCGAAAUACUUUACUACACUAGGAAACUAAAAUGUUACUUAGAUGCUUAGUGAGUUUUGCAAUGGUGAUUACCAUUCUGGCUGAAGGCCCUAUAGCACCUACCAUUAAAUCAAAUUCUGAUGAAGUUAUUAUGAUAGACAACGACUCAAAGUUGAAAUGUUCACUCGUUUGGAAUCAGCGUAAUGCUAGAAUGGAUGCAAGAACUGGAAUUUAUAAAAUAGCUUUUAACUAUGACGCACCUACCAUCGAUCCUGUCAGAAAUAAAAAUAAAAUUCACUUGGAUGAAAAAGCGUCUAAUACGUUUGAAAUUGAAAAUAAAUUCGAAAAUAAAGGUUAUGCUUGGUGUAUGGCUUCCUUUGGGGUAUUUGGUCAAGUUAAAUAUUUUGUAUCAACAACGAAAAUUCGAGUUUUACCCAGUGCUUCUAAACCGGGUCAAAAAAUGCUGCUACCUGAUAAAAUUACUAACAUAACGAGAAAUCAAUUUGUUGAAGCACAGAUUGACAAAUAUAAUUGUGCAGCCGCUACAGGCUGUAUUUUUCAAAUUCGUAGCGAAAAGUUUGUAAAUUCAGAACUUGUAACUGUUAAAUAUGAAGACAGUGUUGCCGUUGAUCCCACAACUGGAAAAGUCUAUAUCAUACAAGCAGAUUUCGCACAUGUCAAAGCUACAGAUUUCGUUUUGACAAUUGUAUAUAAACCAAUAGGAACUCAAAGCAUUCUCGGAUUUUUAAAACUUGGAGUGAAAUACCAUAACGAUAUCAAUGCCAAAUCCAAAGACCUCGAACUGCUUCCCUCGGAAGGUGAUAGUGUUGAUAAACUAGUUUAUAAUGGACAAUAUGGUGUUCCGCUAGUCUGCAUUCCCACUGAGAAAGUUGCAGUUGAAUGGUACAACUCAACCGGCAAAUUAGCUAUUCAAAAUUCAGAUUUAUACACUUUCGAUAAAAGUGGCUGGGUUAUGUACAUAAAUAAAGUAAGCAAAAGUACUGCCGGUAAAUACGAUUGUAAAGUUCACAAAAAUAACAAGGUUUAUGAAAAGCCUUUUGUCGUUCGAAUUUUUGAGCCUGUGAAGAUUACCACCAAGCAGCAAAAAGAUGUUAUUGUUAAAGUAAAGGAAUAUGACGCUGCUAUCGAUUGCAAAGCUAAAGGGACUAAUCAAAUCAAAAUGUAUUGGAGAAUAAUAAAAUUUGGUUCAGGUUCAAGUCCGUAUGUUUCAGAUGAGCAACCAAAGGAAAGUUUUGAAUCAGGAGAAAUAACCUAUAGAAAACGUAUAACUGAGAGCACAACCAUUAUAUGCUAUGCUGAGAAUAUUUUGCAAGGAUUUGAUGGUAACAAGAAGAAAUUUUUCGUCGACUCUUAUGCUUAUACUAUCUACAUUAUCCGCAAUAUGAUAAUUGAAAAUCAACCUGAAGAUUAUAGCCUUGCUCUGGGAGAGGACACAACUAUAAAAGUAAGAUUAAGACAUGGAAAUCUAUUUGAAAGGAAUUGCCAAUGGUUUAAAGAUGGAGAGAAAGUCUCUGAAGAUAGAGAAUAUAAGCCUACAGUUGACUAUUAUGAGCGUGAUGUAAUAGAUUGCAUCUUGAAAAUCGAAAAAAUUCAGUUUGAGGAUGAGGGAAAAUAUCACUUGGAAGUAAAUGAUGGGGUGACAACAUUGAUAUCAGAAUCGAUGACAUUAUCCGUUUUGGGAACGACUAGUAAAGAGCCAGGAAAGAUAGCGGAAUCUAGUUUGGCUAAUUUAUGGUGGAUUCUCUUAGUGAUCUUGUUUAUCAUAAUUGUGGUCGUUGUUAUCAUUGUUAUCUGCUUGUACCUGCAGCGAAACAAAGGAGAUGAGUAUAAUAUUGAUAAGCUCGAAAGAAAACAAGGUCUUGAUCCAGAGAAGGAAUUGCGAGAUGAAGAGUUUAAACAUUAUCAAAGAGCUGAGGAGCCUCGAAUGUCCUCCAAGGCUUCUCUCAAUUCCACUGUUAGUCUGGGAGAAGAUGAUGAUAGCUCAAUGCUGGAAUACGGUGAACCAGAUUCCUCUAAAUUUAAUGAAGAUGGCUCAUUCAUCGAGGAGUAUGGAACUGGUCGAAGACGUGGUAGAAACGAUACGGAAGUGUAAAACUGCGAAAUUGUUCACUCUACGGUUUUUCAGUACACUCCUUUCUUUACUGAAACACUGCUUGUGUUCAAAUCAGUUGAAUUGUAAAGUAUUACGUGGGUCUACAAAAAAAUAUAGAGUAGUAUGCAAUUUUUCAAAGUUGAAACUGUUUUCAACAAUGUUAUACUCAUUGUGUGUUUAAAAUUUGAGAACGUAGCUUUGUUUCUUACAUGUGAAAAGCUCAUUAUUGUUUUCCAGCUUUCUUUGGAACUUUUCGAAUCAUAUAUCUAUUGCUAUUUUUAAAAUUCAUAUGUUGAAAUAUUACUUCAUCUUUUUUUUUGCAAGCUUGCCAUAAGCAUACAAAAAAUGCAUUGCAGUUAUGUAUAUAAUAAUUUUACAAAUAUGUGUGUAUAUAUACACACUAUAUAUACUGUAUAUAUACAUAUAUAUAUGUAUUGUUCCUUAUUCAAUAACUUAAUUUUUUUCUAAUUUCUAAUGUUGAGAGGCUUUAAUUAUUUUUUACUACUGAACAUGGCGUUUAGAAAUUAAAUAAAUAUUUUUCAACUAUUAAAAGUUACAAUUUUCCUAUUGUGUUGAUCAUAACUGCAUCUCAUAAACUGCUCUAGAAAGUUGGCGCUUAGAUUCAAAUUCAAGAUAUUGUUCUGUUUUAAAAUAUAACUCUUUGACUUUUAAUAAUUUCUACUGUUUGUUCGUUUUUAGACGAUCAUUUAUUUUCUAUGAGAUAAUUUGAAAUGUAUCAGCUAUCUCAGGUUUACAAUACAACGCAUUAAAAAUAGUCUUGUUAAUUACUCUAAAUCUUUUACUAUUAUACAGCUAAAACUAAAGAUGGAGAGUACACAUCACUCUGGUGGAUUAUUCUUCUCUCUUCUGUGAUUAUAUUGAUAUCUAUGUCGAUAAUUAUUUUCUAUUGCUAUUCCAGAAAGAUGUCUGGGCCCUAUUUAGCUCCUAGUCAUUAUUCAUUCAGUGUAAGAAUAUAGGAUAAACAAAUCCAAUCAGGAAUAUUUUUUCAAUUUUAUUCAAUUGAUUAGAUUUAUUUUAAAGAUAUUUUUUUUAAAAAAAAAAAAACAUACGCUAAAUUUUUCUAGAUAAUCUAAUUUUGUUUUCACUAAAAAAAAAUAAUCUUAGACAUCUAGAGUACCAUCGACAAUUUCAAGGCUAUCAACGAGAAGCGGCUUUCCAGUUGUCGAUUACGAACCAGGAUUCGAUGUUGUUGAAGAAGUUUACAACACCUAUCCAUAUCUAUGAUUGGAUAAAUUGAUUUUUAUAUGAUGAUUUGUCCAAACAAAUAUUCCAGUUUAUAUUGCGAAUAAGUCGAUUUUUAAAGAUUUUUUAUAAAAUAAUUUUGAUAAUCGCUGAAGUUCA